This is a messenger RNA of Cricetulus griseus (Chinese hamster), 912 nucleotides long. Lineage: Eukaryota; Metazoa; Chordata; Mammalia; Rodentia; Cricetidae. The record is from RefSeq and is a predicted model, not a curated record.
AUGUCGGACUUGGGCUCCGAGGAGUUAGAGGAGGAAGGAGAAAACGAUCUUGGGGAAUAUGACGGGGAGCGAAAUGAAGUAGGAGAACGGCACGGACGCGGGAAAGCGAGAUUGCCCAAUGGAGACACCUAUGAAGGACACUACGAGUUUGGAAAAAGAAAUGGCCAGGGGGUCUACAAAUUUAAGAAUGGUGCCCGAUACAUCGGAGAAUAUGUUAAAAAUAAAAAGCACGGUCAAGGUACCUUUAUCUAUCCAGAUGGAUCCAGAUAUGAAGGGGACUGGGCAGAUGACCAGAGGCAUGGCCAUGGCGUGUACUACUAUGUCAAUAACGACACCUACACAGGGGAGUGGUUCUCUCAUCAAAGGCAUGGGCAAGGCACCUACUUCUAUGCAGAGACUGGCAGUAAGUACGUCGGCAGCUGGGUGAACGGGCAGCAGGAGGGCGCUGCCGAGCUCAUCCACCUGAACCACAGGUACCAGGGCAAGUUCAUGAACAAAAACCCUGUCGGUCCUGGAAAGUACUUGUUUGACAUCGGAUGUGAACAGCAUGGGGAAUAUCGCCUAACAGAUAUGGAAAGAGGAGAAGAGGAGGAGGAGGAGGAGGCAUUAGUGAGUAUUGUUCCAAAAUGGAAAGCUAUCAAGAUCACAGAAUUGGCGCUGUGGACUCCGACCCUCUCUGAGGAGCAACCUCCUGCUGAGGGAGCAGGCCAGGAAGAAGCACCUGGAGCUGCUGGUGCGGGUGAACCCUCAGAUGAAGCCCAGGGUGUAACAGAAGGUUUUGAGGGCGAGAUGGAGAUGAGGACCACCGAGGAAGACUUAGACACGUUCAGAGAGGAGGGCCGAGAGAACAAUUACGACAUUGACCAGGGAAAUGUGACCCUUGACGAAGAACAGUCAGACCUCCAGGACUAA